AUGGGUAGCGUUCAGGAAUACUUCAAUGACUGGCCAAACGAUAUCGGUUUUGAUGCCAACUAUGAGGAAAGACAGCCCGUUGAAGUCUCUGUGACCGGCGAGAUACCCUCUUACGCAGCGGGAGUUCUCUACCGCACCGGCCUCGGUAAAUCCACCGUCAAAACCGACGUUGGAGAGACUUUCGAAGUCUCCCACUGGUUUGAUGGAUUCAGCCAAACCCAUCGGUUCCAGAUCUUGGCCCCAGAUGAAUCCCAUCCAUCCACGCGGGUUUUGUACAACUCCCGCUUUUCGACAGAUGAAUUAAUCGAACACAUUCGAAAGACGGGCUCAAUGGACAAACUCAGCUUUGCACAAAAGCGCGAUCCCUGCAAGACCGUAUUUCAGAAAGUGCAAAGCACUUAUAUCCCAGAAAAUGAGCCAUCCUACCACAAUAUCGGAGUGACGUUGUCUGUCAAUAUGCCAGGUUUGGGCGACAAGACAGAUGUUCGCUGGACAGGUGCGUCUGGAAUCAAGACUUUGUACGCAAAGACCGAUUCCAGCAACUACAAGCGGAUUGACCCCGAGACCCUUGAACCUAUCGGACUCGCUGUCCAGAGUAAUCUGCACCCUGACCUCACCGGUCCCCUCUCUGCCUCACAUGCACGGUCUGAUCCGGUGACCGGAGAUGUGUACAACUUCAAUCUGGGGUUUGGCCCUGAGGGGUCAACCUACCGGGUCUUCCGCGUAUCUGCAUCAACGGGCGCUACUUCGAUUCUGGCGACUUUUGCUGGCACUCCAGCGUAUCUCCAUUCGCUAUUUAUCACCGAAGAUUAUGUCCUGCUCUGCGUAUGGAACUCGCAUGUCAACCCUGCCAACUUCAAGGCUUCCUUCCUUGAAGCUAUCCAACCCUUCGACGCAUCCAAGCCCGCAACAUGGUACGUGGUCGACCGUAAGGGCAGCCAGGGGCUUAUUGCGACAUACGAAAGCCGCCCCUUUUUCAGCUUCCACACCAUCAACGCCUGGCAGGAGCCCUGCGCCCAGGAUCCCACCAAGUCUGACAUUGUGGCUGAACUAAUCAUAUUUGAUGAUUUGAGCAUUCUCGACAAAUUGUACUUUAAGAAUAUGAUCUCCUCGUCCGCCAGUGCCAAAGCUUGCGUCCAAGGCAAACGCGAUGGAUGUCGCUCGAUGUUAGCCAGUUUCCGACUUCCAGAUGUCCCUGCAGCACCAGCCUCUGAAGUGAAAAAGGCUACUGUGGAUUGGACGGCCUGCAAUUCGCUGGCUCCAGAGCUGCCCACGAUCAAUCCCAACUAUACCACACAGAAACAUCGCUACACCUACAGUGUGACAGACCGGGACGAAUCGACCUUCUUCGACGGCAUCAUGAAGUUCGACAGCGUGGCCAAGGAGACCCUCCUUUGGAAGGAACACGGCCACUCCCCGGGAGAAGCGAUCUUUGUUGCUGAUCCCGCAGGCCUCAACGAGGACGAUGGUGUCCUCCUCAGUGUGGUAUUGGAUGGAAGGGAAGGCAAGAGCUAUCUGCUCUGUCUGGAUGCCCGCAGUAUGACUGAACUCGGUAGAGCGCAAUUGAACGGGCCAGUGGGAUUUGGCUUCCAUGGUCAGCAUAUUCCGGCCAGUGGAGGACUGCCUACUGGGGAUUACUAG
This is a messenger RNA of Aspergillus clavatus NRRL 1, 1641 nucleotides long. Its product is annotated as carotenoid oxygenase family protein. The transcript has 2 exons. Bases 1 to 1641 code for a protein of 546 amino acids. Gene Ontology annotation, biological process: carotene catabolic process. Gene Ontology annotation, molecular function: carotenoid dioxygenase activity. NCBI's taxonomy places the organism in Eukaryota, Fungi, Ascomycota, Eurotiomycetes, Eurotiales, Aspergillaceae. The record is from RefSeq and is a predicted model, not a curated record.